GGACUAUGUUCUCAUCCUCUCGUGGGUAUGUUGGAAAUGUCUUCUCGGAUGAGCGUUUCCGUCAAGAUUGCCAGUGUCUCAUUGAUAUAUCUACAGUUAAAUGCCGUCGUCGCUGUGGUCUGCAUCGGUAUGCAGAUACAUUAUGGACUGGGAACCCACGGGGAGAUGCUGUCGGAUCAUCAGAUUGAGCGCCUAUCAUUCAAUAUCUACAUCAGCAUCAUCACCUACAGCGCUUCCCUCGGACUCACCAAGCUAGCUGUUCUCAUGCAGUACCGACGCGUGUUCCAAACGCCGCGCUUUCAAUUCUGGAACUAUAUCUUCAUCGGCGUCAUCAUGAUUUACCUCAUUGCGACGGUCUUGGGAUGCAUCUUUGUGUGCUACCCUGUCCAAAGAUUCUGGAAAACUCACAUCACGGGUAACUGCAUCGACACUUUUGCCUCGUGGUUGUCCAACGCAAUUCUCAACAUCAUCACGGACCUCAUGAUAAUUAUACUGCCAAUGCCAGUCGUACGAAACCUGCAGUUACGGCCGCGCCAAAAAUUGUUGCUGAUGGGCGUCUUCGCUUUUGGUGCUCUGUAA
Molecule: messenger RNA, 579 nt
Organism: Periconia digitata
Lineage: Eukaryota; Fungi; Ascomycota; Dothideomycetes; Pleosporales; Periconiaceae
Source: the annotation of a GenBank genome assembly